This is a messenger RNA of Haplochromis burtoni (Burton's mouthbrooder), 4415 nucleotides long. RefSeq names its product anoctamin 6 (gene ano6). The record is from RefSeq and is a predicted model, not a curated record. Gene Ontology annotation, molecular function: protein dimerization activity; chloride channel activity. The transcript has 19 exons. Gene Ontology annotation, cellular component: plasma membrane. The coding region runs from base 204 to 2702 and encodes 832 amino acids. Gene Ontology annotation, biological process: calcium activated phosphatidylcholine scrambling; chloride transmembrane transport; calcium activated phosphatidylserine scrambling. Lineage: Eukaryota; Metazoa; Chordata; Actinopteri; Cichliformes; Cichlidae.
CCACCCGUUUCACACUCGUACAAGUCACUGCAUGAAAACUUUACGCGCACUGAACCAACGCUGUGAACUGAAGCAAGAAUGCGCGGAGGCUGUGCUUUGAAAUCAAAGUGAGAAUCGGCACGCUUGUUGGUUUCCGGGUGUAUAGGUUUUUUUUUUUUACUUUUUGUUUGGGAAGUGAUGACACUGGAGCUGUCGGCAGGACUAUGAGCGACCACGACAUCCUCGAGAUGGAGUCCGACAUGGAGGAUCUGGGGGAUAUAGAGCUGGGCAUGAUAGAUGAGGAAGUUGUAUACCCAGAGGAGUUUUUACCAACUUAUCACUCUAUCAAAGAAGGAGGAAACGUAAUUAAAGCACAAGAGGUAGAGUUUAAUGACAAACCAGACUCCCUGUUCUUCAAUGAUGGUGUUAGGAGGAUUGACUUUGUCCUGGCGUAUGAAGAUGAGGAAAAGAAGGAAUAUGAGAAGAGGCAUGUGUUACAGAGACGCAAGAGACGGCGAGAAUACUUUGAGGCCAGCCUGAUGAAGAUGGGCAUGGAGUUGGAGGCCACACAGUCUGUUUUAGAUGAAAAACUCAUGUUUUUGAAAGUUCACAUGCCAUGGGAUGUGCUGUGCACCUAUGCCGAGGUCCUGCAUAUCAAGCUUCCCAUACAGCCCAACGACAUGCCGGCCCGCCCCUCCCCGUUGCGCUUUUUCUCCUGCAUCACCAAGCACUUCUAUCCCGAUGAGAAACUGAUCAGUAAGGAGUCCGAGUUCUUCACCGCCCCCUUUGAGAAGGAUCGACAAGAUCUCUUCUGUAUCAAGGACAAAGAUCUCUUUUUCACUCCAUCGAUGAGGAGCAGGAUGGCGUAUUACAUCCUGAGCCGAGCCCCCUAUGAGAUACGAGGCAACAUAAAGAAGUUUGGCAUCACCAAACUGCUGGACAGUGGAGUUUACAAAGCGGCCUAUCCCAUCCACGAUUGUCGGUUCAAUGUCAAGUCCCAAGAACCAGAGUGUCCCAAUGAAAGAUACCUGCUCUAUGAAGAAUGGGCUCAUCCCAAAAGCUUCUACAAGAUCCAACCGCUGGACCUCAUACGGAACUACUACGGGGAGAAGAUUGGCAUCUACUUUGCCUGGUUGGGUUUCUACACGAGAAUGCUCACUUGGGCUGCUGUUGUUGGGAUUGGCUGUUUCUUCUACGGGUACUAUACCCGGGACACCAGCACCUGGAGCAAAGAAGUGUGCGACCCUGAUAUUGGGGGAAAAAUAGUCAUGUGUCCACAGUGUGACACGUGCCAAUACUGGACAUUAAACAGCACCUGUAACACUUCGAAAAAUCUUUGCAUAUUUGAUAACUUUGGAACGUUAGUGUUUGCAGUUUUCAUGUCAGUCUGGGUGACUUUGUUCCUAGAGUUCUGGAAGCGCUACCAGGCAGAGCUGGAGUACGAGUGGGACACUGUGGAGUUCCUGGAACAGGAAGAGCCACCUCGCCCAGAAUAUGAAGCCAAAUGUAUCUAUGAGAGGAAAAACCCCAUUACAGGGGUGAAGGAAAAGGUGCCAUACACAGCCUGUGGACGAUGUGUCCGUGUGUCGAUAGGAAUGACAACAGUCAUUUUCUGGAUAAUGUUGAUCCUGGCAUCUGUUGUGGCCAUCACUGUAUACCGCCUGGCUGUCUUCUUUACUUUUUCUCGUGAACUGAGGAAUACAAACUUGACAAUUGCUGAGCCAAUAAAGGAGUAUGUGACACCUCAGAUGGCCACUUCUGUCACAGCAUCACUGAUUAGCUUUGUUGUAAUCAUGAUCCUCAAUAUUCUAUAUGAGCGGGUCGCCAUCUGGAUCACAGACUUCGAACUUCCACGAACCAAGACGGACUAUGAGAACAGCUUGACUCUGAAGAUGUUCCUCUUUCAAUUUGUCAACUAUUACUCCUCAUGUUUCUACAUCGCCUUUGCAAAGGGGAAAGCAGUUGGCUAUCCAGGAAAGCCUGUUUAUCUUUUGGGAAAAUACAGAAAUGAGGAGUGUGAUCCGGGUGGUUGUUUGAUUGAGCUGACGACUCAGCUGGCAAUCAUCAUGGGUGGAAAAGCCAUCUGGAACAACAUCCAGGAGGUCUUGAUACCGUGGUUGAAGAAUUUAAUUUAUCGCCACUGUGUCCAUGUGACAUCGGAGAAAGUGAUUCCUCGCUGGGAGCAGGACUACCAGCUCCAACCCAGCUCAAAACUAGGACUGUUCUACGAAUACCUUGAGAUGGCCAUCCAAUUUGGCUUUGUGACCCUGUUUGUGGCCUCCUUCCCUCUGGCUCCGGCCCUGGCUCUGCUCAACAAUAUAAUAGAAAUUCGGGUUGAUGCUUGGAAAAUCACCACUCAGUUUCGCCGUGAUGUGCCAGAGAAGGCACAGCACAUAGGAGCCUGGCAGCCCAUUCUUCAAGGCAUCACUAUCCUGGCUGUGGUAACAAAUGCCAUGAUCAUUGCUUUCACGUCGGACAUGAUCCCACGGCUGGUCUACUACUGGUCUUUCUCAGUGUACCCCUACGGCAAUAAUACUGAAAACACCAUGAAGGGCUACAUCAACAGCUCGCUGUCGGUAUUCAGUACCAACGAUUUUCACCCAGUUGAUGAUGAAUAUAUCUACACGCCUCCCAACCUAACCACUUGCAGGUAUCGAGAUUAUCGGUUUCCCCCCGGGCACCAAAGACAGUACGAAUACAACAUGUUCUACUGGCACAUGUGAUCGCUGCCAAAAUGGCUUUUAUAAUUGUUGUGGAGGUGAGUAGAAACUAAAUAAAUAGAAACCGAUCACGUCAGAAAAGGAUAAUUUAAGAACAUGCCAAUGGAAGUGUUCACUUCUUUUUUUGUGUGUGUGUGUGUUCGCAGCACAUUGUUUAUUUUACCAAGUUCAUCUGGCCUACAUAAUCCCCGACGUCCCGUAUGCUGUUAAAGAACAAAUCAAACGGGAAAAAUACCUGACCCAGGUGAUCCUCCACGAGACCAACCUGAAGCUGGUGUCCAAACGUUUGAAGGCAACUGAAACUGAAACUGAAAGCUGAGCAUUUACAAAAGUAGGACUUGGAGGUGGAUGAAAACGGAUGGGACACGAAAGCAGAACCUUUUAAGUGUGUCACAAGAAGAGUGUUCUUUUUCUCUGUAUUCAAUUCAGUUUUAUUUAUACAGCACCAAAUCACAACAACAGUCACCUCAAGGGGCUUUAUCUUGUAAUGUAGACCCUACAAUAAUAUUAUGAUUACCAAGUUAAUAAAGCAUGAACUGCCUGACAGGAAACACCAUCCUUGAGGAACUGCAGGACGGCGAACGGAUAAACCAGAAAAACCACUGAUGUGUAGUCUUCCCUAACCACUAUUUUCUUGCCCUGGACUGCCUUGAUGUGUUUGGUGGUGAAAACGCACUUUAAGAGUCUUGUUUUUCUGGUGAAAUAAAUUUAGCAGUCCCUUUAAAUAUAAAGAUAACAGCACAGGUGGAAAAGGCUGCAGCAGAAUGCCAAAUAUGAACUUUUGGCUCAAGAAAUGUGAAUUGUAACUUUUUUUUUUUAAAUUACAAAAACCACAAAUCCGUCUUGACGUUAAAGACCAAAACACAAAUACUAAAAUCAAGAAAAAUGUAACAUUUAGCACAUUGGUGAUUUUUUUUUUAAUUUUAAAUUAAUUGCCAUGCUGUAUGUUUUAUGCAUUGACUUUUGCAACCGGAUUUAUUCAAAAGGGGGGAAAAGGCAGGUAAGGACGUCAAAUCAGUGCUUUCAACUGUGAAUCGUUUAGUUUUUUUUUCCUUCUUUCAGCUCUUUCACAUAUUUUUCUUGGCUGUUACAGAGAUGACCUUUCAAGUCAUACCAAAGGAUACAUUAAUCUUGAGCAUUUUUUUUAGUUAUGCUAUUCUUUUUGCUUGUUUUGGGUAUAUCAGACUAGAGCAGUUCUCACUUUAGCAUCUCACUCUGUCCACCUUCCUCCACAUGGGUGUGUACAGCUUUCGCACACAUUUAAUAAUCACCAAUAUUGCAAAAUGCAGAUGUGCAGUGUUGGUAUAAUGCUUUUGUCACCUCUGUUAAAGAGCUCACAAUGUUGCACGGCAUAAAUGUGCAGGAGAUUGUCCCCUUUAAACUUUACAUGUGUUUAUUUUGUGAGGUGGGGGUUCUAGUAAGGAGAAUAAUCAACAAGUUUUGUAUAUAAAAAAUAUGUUGAAGUGGGGAAAACAUAAUAUAUCCUAUGAAAAAACUUUGGUGAAUAUAAGUCUUGUGUAUGACCACUGCACUUCAUUUUUUAUUCUGAAAUGAUGGUUCAGGCCUUUUUAUGUUAUCCCGUGUCAGUCAUGAAAGUACCUCUUUUAAUCCACUUUGUCCUGAACGUAAGUAUAAUCACCAGUAACAGUAUCAUAUAUCAAUAUCUUUAUUGUCUUGUUGUUUUAUACGGUCAUUAAAUUGUUUUUUAUAUAUAUC